AUGAAAAGACAUUCAAUCGUUUCCUCAGAGGAAAAAAUUUCAGAUGUUAUAGUUUCAGAAUCAACUACUACCACAGGGUCCAACUUCCCUUCAAACCAAAGGAAUGACAGCGGCUUUAAAUCUUUCAAUGAUAUAGAUACUUCUGAGCGUACCUCAGUGGAGUCUUCUGAAGUCUACAGAUCUGGUAGAAUAAGGAGAUGGAUAGAUUCGUAUAAGCGAGCUGAACAUCCAAGAGAACAUAUCGAUGGUUUCGAAGAUGGUGAAUCAAAAGAUGGUAUCCAUUUGAAGAAACAGAUGAAAACUCGUCAUGUCGUCAUGAUGUCUCUAGGUACUGGUAUUGGUACUGGUCUUUUGAUCGCUAAUGCCAAGGGUUUACAUUUUGCAGGUCCUGCUCCUUUAGUUAUUGGUUAUGGUAUGGUUUCUUUUGUCACUUAUUUCAUGAUUCAAGCAGCUGGUGAAUUAGCUGUCGCUUAUCCAACUUUACCAGGUAAUUUCAAUUCUUAUUUCGGUAUUUUAAUUUCCAAACCUUUCGGUUUCGCUACUGUUUGGUUGGCUGCCGUUCAAUGGUUAACCGUUCUACCUUUAGAAUUUAUUGCCGCAUCAUUAACGAUCAAGUACUGGAAUGAUAGAAUCAGUGGUGACGUUUUUGUCGUUAUCUUUUACGUUUUCUUAUUAUUUAUUCAUUUUGUUGGUGUCCGUGCCUACGGUGAAACUGAAUUUAUCUUUAACUUGUGUAAAGUGUUAAUGAUUAUUGGUUUCAUUAUUUUGUCUAUUGUCAUUAAUGCUGGUGGUGCCGGUAAUGAUGGUUAUAUUGGUGGCAAAUACUGGAAUGAUCCUGGUGCUUUUGCUGGUGAAACUGCUGGUUCCAGAUUUAAAGGUGUAUGCUAUAUUUUGGUUACAGGUUAUUUCUCUUACGGUGGUACCGAAUUAUUCGUGUUAUCUGUCAAUGAACAGGAAAACCCAAGAAAGUCUACUCCUCAAGCUGCUAAACACAGUAUUUACCGUAUUGUAAUCAUUUACUUAUUGACAAUGAUCUUAAUUGGUUUCAAUGUUCCUUACAAUGACCCAAGAUUGAUGGGUGCUGAUGAUGCUUCUGGUAGUCAUGCUUCUCCAUAUGUCUUAGCAGCUUCUAUUCAUGGUGUCAAAAUUGUUCCUCACUUUAUUAAUGCAGUUGUUUUAAUCGCUUUGAUUUCAGUUGGUAAUUCUGCAUUAUAUGCAGCUCCAAGAAUGAUGGUUUCCUUAGCUGAACAGGGAUUUGCUCCAAAAAUUAUGGCAUAUGUUGACAGAGAGGGUAGACCUUUGGUAUCCUUAGGUAUCUGUGCUCUGUUUGGUUUAAUCGGUUUUGCCGCUUCUUCAUCUAAGGAAGAACAAGUUUUCACUUGGUUAGCAGCUAUUGCUGGUUUAAGUGAAUUGUUCACCUGGUCUGCUUUUUUCAUUUCUCAUAUACGUUUUAGAUGGGCCAUGAAACUACAAGGUAAAGACAUAAAAGAAGUUGGUUUCUUGGCAUCAACAGGUUUAUAUGGUUCAUUUUACGGUCUAUUUUUCAACAUUCUUGUCUUUGCUGCCCAAUUUUGGGUUGCCCUUUCUCCAAUCGGUAGUAAGAAAGUUGGUGCUGAAUCUUUCUUUGAAAGUUAUUUGGCUUUCCCAAUUUGGUUAUUCUUCUAUUUUGGAUACAUGGUAUGGGCAAAGGAUUUCACUUUCUUAAAUCCUUUGGAAUCAAUUGAUUUAGAUUUCCAUAGACGUAUUUACGAUCCUGAAGAAAUGGCUGAAAUAAACAGGCAAGAAAAAGAAGAAUAUAAAAAUUCUAGUAUAGUAGGAAAGAUAAUAUACUGGUUAUGUUAA
Vanderwaltozyma polyspora DSM 70294 is the source of this 1842-nucleotide messenger RNA. Its product is annotated as amino acid permease. The transcript has a single exon. Gene Ontology annotation, molecular function: amino acid transmembrane transporter activity. Bases 1 to 1842 code for a protein of 613 amino acids. Gene Ontology annotation, cellular component: membrane. Gene Ontology annotation, biological process: amino acid transmembrane transport. The record is from RefSeq and is a predicted model, not a curated record. NCBI's taxonomy places the organism in Eukaryota, Fungi, Ascomycota, Saccharomycetes, Saccharomycetales, Saccharomycetaceae.